Messenger RNA from Arachis duranensis, 1719 nucleotides. RefSeq names its product cyclic dof factor 3. Gene Ontology annotation, molecular function: DNA binding; DNA-binding transcription factor activity. The record is from RefSeq and is a predicted model, not a curated record. NCBI's taxonomy places the organism in Eukaryota, Viridiplantae, Streptophyta, Magnoliopsida, Fabales, Fabaceae. Gene Ontology annotation, biological process: regulation of DNA-templated transcription. The transcript is spliced from 2 exons. Bases 166 to 1368 code for a protein of 400 amino acids.
AUGGUGACGUGGCACCCUCGUCUCGUUUAAACGGAUCAAAAUCCAACUCCUCCUGCCUCCAUUCCAUUCCCAAUUGCCCUCUGCCAAACCCAAACUCCAAAAUAACCAACUUUCUCCCGCACGCACUAACGAACCAAACUGCUACAACUGCUCUAGCCAAUAAACAUGAAGAUGGUAGAUAACAAGGACCCUGCAAUUACUCUCUUUGGGAAGAAGAUUCCCUUUCCCGGUGAAGCUGCUCUCAAUGCCGCGGAAUUAGAGGAUGAUGAGGUGGACAAACAAGUAGGACACAAGGAUGGUGGAGCUGAUGAAGUUACUGAGAAAAAGAAAGAGGCUGAUCCUUCUCGAAAUGGAAAUGCAGAGAUCAAUAAAAGAAAGGAUUGGAGUGUUCAGAACCCAAAAACACCAUCCAUAGAGGAAGAAAGUGCAAAAAUAAAGAAGGAGCAAAGCGAUGCAGAGCAAGAGAAGGCAGUGAAGAAGCCGGAUAAAGUGCUUCCAUGUCCGCGCUGCAAAAGCAUGGACACCAAGUUCUGCUACUACAACAACUACAACGUCAACCAGCCGCGCUACUUCUGCAAGGCGUGCCAAAGAUACUGGACUGCAGGCGGCGCCAUGAGGAACGUGCCAGUUGGGGCAGGCAGGAGAAAGAACAAGAACAGCGCCAGCGCCUCCCACUAUCGCCACAUCACCAUCUCUGAUGGGACCUUGAAAUCCAGUGGCAGAGUCCUCAGCUUUGGAUUGGAUACACCACCACCACCCAUAUGUGAUUCCAUGGCGUCUGUCCUCAACGGUUUUCAUGGAAUUGAGGAUCAAAGUGGAGAAAAUGGCGAUGACUGCUCGAGUGGAUCUUCCAUUACCAUGGAGGAAACAGGAAAAACCGCAUCCCAAGAGCCUUUAGCACAAAGCCCUCCCCAAGUCCCAUGCAUUCCUAGUGUUCCUUGGCCUUAUCCCUGGAAUUCUGCUCUGUGUCCUCCUGGAUUUCCCAUUUCAUUCUACCCGGCUCCUUUUUGGAAUUGGAAUGUUCCGUGGUUCCCCUCACAUCCAUCUACUCUAGGGAAGCACUCCAGGGAUGAUGCUGAUGAUGACACGGUCAAGCAAGACUAUAGGCAAAAGGAAGAACCUCCAAGGCAGAGAAAUGGGUGUGUUUUGGUUCCCAAAACUUUAAGAAUUGAUGAUCCAAGUGAAGCUGCAAAGAGUUCUAUAUGGGCAACUCUAGGAAUCAAGAAUGAAUGUGUCAUUGGGGGUGGAAUGUUUAAGGCUUUCCAAUCAAACAAGGAAGAGAAGAAUAAAGUGGUUGAAACCUCGCCAGUGUUGCUGGCUAACCCUGCAGCCUUGUCUAGAUCCCUUCAUUUUCAUGAGAACUCAUGAAUUAGCAAUCCUUUGAGAUGCUUAUCUUGUACAGUGCCUGACGAUAGAGGCGGUGACCAUCUUUCAGCUCUGAGCAUUCAUUAGAUUGGACUGUCAAGGGAAAGUUGGUAGUCUCUGAUUUCCUCAGUGCAAGUGGAGGGAGCAGGAGUUUUUGUUUUCCCUUUUCAUGUGCCACUAUGACCAGCUUCCCGCCUUUCUUUUUUAUGUGCCUAGUUUUCUGUGCUUGAGUUAAUGUACAUAUUACAUAAAGAUAUAUGUGUGUGUGUGUGUGUGUGAAAUUACUGGCUAGAGAUAGAAAAAGAUCUUUGCUAUGUAUAAAAAUCAAGAGGCAAUGUGUUUUUCUUAUGCAAA